UUCCGGGCCCCUAACCAGUCCAAGCGAGGGUUUUGAAAUUCCUGAGUGUGCAGGCCUCGGAUGCGCAUGAGUAGAGGUUGAGAGGCCAGAGCCUGGCUAUCUGGAGGCCACCCCCGCAGAGGCCAUUACCCCUCUCCGCAACUUGUGCUGCACUUGGUUCCGCCGAGACCCACGACGGUUCCGCCCCCUUCUUCCUUGUCAUUGAUGUUGUUGUUCUUGUCAGUGCCGCAGCCCCGACCACCGGGAGCCCGAACCCGAGCCGGGGCCGCCCGGGUGGCGCGGUGGCGGCGGCAGCUGCGACGGCUGCGGCUGCAGCAGCUGCGACGGCUGCGGGGGCUGCUCCGGGGACUGCGGGGGCGGCCGAGGACCGGCAGCCUGCGGCGGGGCCGAAUGGCUCUGUGCGGACAAGCGGCAGGCGCCGCGUCGCUGCCCAGCGAGCUAAUCGUGCACAUCUUCUCCUUCCUGUCCGCUUCCGACCGGCUACGGGCCUCGGCCUCCUGUUCUCACUGGCGCGAGUGCCUCUUCUACCCGGCUCUCUGGCCCCAGCUCCGCAUCUGCCUCCGCGUCUCGCCCUCGGAGCAGCCACGGCUUGAAUUCCUCAUGCGCAAGUGCGGCUGGUUUGUGCGAGAGCUGCGCGUUGAAUUCGCCGCGGAGAAUUACCUGAGCGGCGGAGGCGGCCCGGGCGAUGGAGGCCGCGUCGACACCAGGACUGGCGGGGAAGAAGUCGAAGCCCUGCAGCUCUCAACCCGUUGGCUGGAAGUGCUACGCACCUACUUAGAGCUGGUGCUGUGCGUGCUGGUCAGCAUCCGGAACAACAGGAACCUCCAGAAGUUUAGCCUUUUUGGAGACAUAAGCGUUCUACAGCAGCAAGGAAGUUUGUCAAAUACAUACCUCAGCAAGGUGGACCCUGAUGGCAAAAAAAUUAAACAAAUUCAGCAGCUGUUUGAAGAAAUACUUAGUAAUAGUAGGCAACUGAAGUGGCUGUCUUGUGGGUUUAUGCUGGAAAUAGUAACCCCAACAUCACUGUCAUCUCUCUCAAACUCUAUUGCCAACACCAUGGAGCACCUGAGUUUACUGGACAACAAUAUUCCUGGUAACAGCACCCUUAUCACCGCAGUAGAACUGGAGCAAUUCGUGAAUCUACGCUCACUUGCCCUGGAUUUCUGUGACUUUACAGCUGAGAUGGCAAGAGUCUUAACCGAUAACAACCAUGUGCCUUUGCAGCGACUUUCUCUCCUGGUCCACAAUGUUUCCGUGAUGCACAAGUCUCUGGACAACAUGCCAAAUGAUGAGCAUUGGAAAGCCUUGUCAAGAAAGAGCACCAACCUCCGAGUCUAUAUAAUGGCUUUUGAUAUCAAGAGUGAAGAUAUGUUAAAGAUUCUGAAACCCAGUAUACCACUAGAGAGGAUUCAUUUUGACAGCUACAUCACUUGUGUUUCAGGAGCUAUUGUUGAUCUUAUAUCUAGGCAGUAUGACAAGUUCCUCACUCAUUUUAUAUUAAUGAAUGAUGUGAUUGACACAUCUGGUUUUCCAGAUCUUAGUGACAACCGAAAUGAAGAUCCGUUGGUUUUAUUAGCAUGGAGGUGCACAAAGCUCUCUCUUCUGGCAAUUCAUGGUUACACAGUGUGGGCACACAACCUCAUUGCCAUUGCUCGUCUUCGUGGCUCUGAUCUAAAAGUACUUGAAGUCACUGAAGAAAGCAUUGAUUUUGACCAAGGUGAACUGGCCGACCAGGAUGUGGAUCCAGUACAUAACCUUAUUGAGCAGGUAUCCCUGGGCCUAGGUCAACCUUGGCACGCGAUCAUGGACAUCGAAUCACUCAGUGUCUUCACUGAACCAAAUCGUCAUUUUUACAGAGAGAUGCAAAGCUUCAGCGAAGACAUUUAGCUUUUUUUAAAUGUACAAUUCCUGUGGUUACAUAUGCAAGUAGGGUCCUAUUACGUUUUUUUUCUUUCAGUAGUGUGAAUUAAUCCCUUUGUGCUGUGUUUAAUCAGUAUUAGCUUUAUAGAAUUAUAUAUGUAUAUUCUACUUCUUGAUCAAAGAACGUAGUCAGGUAUUGGUUUAGAAGUUCAAAGUGACAAUGUAUAGGGCUUUCACGGUUAAUGGACUUGUUACCAAACCUUAAGAAUAUACAACCGAAGGUUGUCUGAGGUUGCUGGCUAACUUUAUUUUUUCACUGAGUUACUCUGCCUUUUGAUGUUUUUAUUCUUUGUGUGUCAGAGCUCAGGAGCCAAAAUAUUUUUAUACAUAUAUAGAUAUAUAUCCAUAGCCUGGUGGAUUUGUAUGCAAUGCACUGCAUUCAUUCAUUGUGUGAUAGCAUUUCAUUAAUUUUUCUUUGAAAUGGAAGGAGGGAGGAUAAUACAAUCCCAAAUGCGUUAUCUUUAACAGAAAAGCCAAGCCUUUAACUUUCAUUACAUAUAUAAUAGUUGGUAUCACCAAUUACCAUUCUCAAUUUUGUAUAGUACUAGGUUAGAACACUGCUGAAUCCUUUUUUAAAUGCAUUUACAUCAAUACAAAUACUCAAAUUAUUGGAUUUUUUUAAACUAUGUCUGACAUAAUUUAAUUCAUCAAUUACAUCAUACAUUCAAGUUAGCUUUUUAGCCAAGAUUUCAAAUAGUGGAGGAAGAAAGAAACAAUAUUCCAGGGUAAAACCUCCUAAAUGAAUAUCAAAACACAGAGUUUGUAAACACACAUGCUUGCAAACAAACAUUAGUCGUGAAAUCCCUAGCAACAAGUCACUGGAUUUUUCUCUGUCAGCGCGCGUGUCAGCUGCCAAAGAAUAGAUUUAACUGAAGAAGUGCCCACAUGCUGGCAGGGGCUGGCCCACUCUGGCCAGCCAGAUACUGCUAGAUUGUAAUAUUUAAGGUCGAAUUUCGACCUGUGGUACACAGCUGUGCUGUGGCUCAGUCAGCAACCUCAGAACUCUGAAAAACAAAAAAAAAAACAAAACAAAAAAAAAAGAAAAAAAAACCAUGCACCUGUUUCACUGUGAAUAGUGAAUGUAAAGGAAAGAAAGGAAAAACUGAAAGCUUGUUCUAUCACAGGUAUGAGCUGCUAUGUUACAUGAAGAACAUUCCAUGAAGUAUGUUUUAAAACCUUGUUAUAUCUGAGAGGCUUUAAAAGCCGACUUAACUGUUUCAGGGCAACCGCGGUACAGACGUGGUCUCUGUGAGACUUCCACCUGACCCCAGUUUUAAGUGGUACGAAUGUUGUGCAUUUAAUGUUAAAGGACAGUCUGCAAUAAUAAAGUAAGUAGCCAACGUGGGUGCCCAGCAGUGCUGAGACCUGGCUGCUCUAGUGUAAGCUUUGGAAACACAAUUUAUGCAACAAAUGUCCAGAUAUGAUUCUAUUUAUGGAAAAAGUUUAUAUGUAUUUUACAAAUGGUUUUACCAUCUUAUAUUAAAAUGACCUUUUGACAGGUGUGCACUGUUUUGUCUCCAGUGAGCACAUACCAUGCGGAUUUUAUAUGUACAUCAGUAGUGUGAAUCCACUGGCACAGUGUGUGUAAAUGCCAGAUGUGGUGAGAUUUUAUCUUAUAAAUGUGAUCAGAUAAAAUAACUCCUGACAGAAACUGUAAGGAAACCAGCUGAAUGUUUGACCUGAUGACUGAUGUUGUUGUAUGGUUUAUGUUAAAUGUAUAUUCUUUUAAUCAAUGAAUAAAGCAUUAAAAAGUGAUCACUGUAACAUUUUAUUGUUCAUGAAGCAUGAAAACCUUUAGUGUUAAAUAAACUGCAGUAAUCCUUAUAAUGUGUAUAAUCAUGUUAGCUCCUAUUGUAUUCUGAUGCAGCAAAGCUUAAAUUUGAGAAUAUAUCAUAAAACCUGUAGGCAGAAUAAUUUGGAGGGUUUUAAUUUUUUUUAACUCACUAUGGCAAAACAUAAGCUUAAAAGCAAACAACAGACUGUUUAGCACAAAAUCCAAGUGUAUUAUGCAUUUAGAGUACAUUAUUUAUAUUGUAAAACUUAAUUUAUAGACUAUAGGAACUUCUUAUUUUUAAAAAUUCCUCUACUGGGUGAAGAAAGUACUUCAGUAUGCCAGUACUAAAUAGUUCUUAAACCCUUAUACUGCUUUAGUUUGGCUUUGUCAUCUCCAUUCUUGGUUGCUGAGGCAAACUGCUGUGGUUGAUGAGAAAGAAAACGGCUGCUUUUCUUUCUUCCUUCUCUUCUUCCCUAAUCGUUCCAGACACUGCCUCUUCUAAGCACUGCCUCAUCAUGGAAUAAUCUGGUGUUCACAAAGAACUGUCAUUAUACCUAUUGCUCCCUUAUUUCAUGGACAUAUCUAACCCCUUUGGAUGAAUCAACAUGUCUGUGUAUUUAAGGACUUCCCAGGUGGCUCAGUGGUUAAGAAUCCGCCUGCCAGUGCAGGGACACGGGUUCGAGCCCUGGUCCGGGAAGAUCUCACAUGCCACGGAGCAACUAAGCCCUUGCACCACAACUACUGAGCCUGCGCUCUACAGUCCGCGAGCCACAACUAUUGAGCCCACGUGCCAUAACUACUGAAACCCACGCGCCUAGAAACUGUACUCCGCAACAAGAAGCCACCGCAAUGAGAAGCCCACGCACAGCCACAAAGAGUAGCCCCCCGCUCGCUGCAACUAGAGAAAACCUGCGCACAGCAACAAAGACCCAACGCAGCCAAAAAUAAAUUAAUUAAAAAAAAAUGUCUGUGUAUUUAAAAUACCAAAACAGUACCCAAAACAUAUGAAAAAAGAAAGUCUAUUAAUAUAUAUAUAUAUGUAGUAUACAAGUGAAGUUGCACAUAGCAAAGCAGUAAUCUGGGAGUGUCGACCUCUGUUUUCUCCACUAAGCUCUGACUCUAAUGCUACAUGAGCACAGACUCUUCCUUGAGCCUCACUUUCCUCAUCUGUGAAAUGAAGGAUUCACCUUGGUUACCUAAAACUGAUUCUUUAUUGAAAGUUUCAGCUGUUAGGCUGACAGCUUAUAGAAAUGUACAAGGUCAUCUUUGAACAAACGUAUUAAAUAUUUUCAAAACACA
Molecule: messenger RNA, 4993 nt
Organism: Globicephala melas (long-finned pilot whale)
Lineage: Eukaryota; Metazoa; Chordata; Mammalia; Artiodactyla; Delphinidae
Gene: FBXO33
Product: F-box protein 33
Biological process (GO): positive regulation of protein ubiquitination
Molecular function (GO): protein binding
Source: RefSeq, a predicted model, not a curated record